CAGCUUAUGCUAUCUUCAGCUGAUGGUUUGGGAAGUAUAGCUAUAGAUACCACACAACUUAACAUGUCGGUCACUGAUCCAACGGCUUGGGCUACAGCUAUGAAUAACCUGGGGAUGGUCCCAGUAGGACUAGCUGGACAGCAGCUUGUGACAGAUUCGAUCUGUGUACCAGGCUUUGAUCCAAGCCUUAGCAUGAUGACUGGAAUCACUCCAAUUAACCCAAUGAUACCGGGCAUGGGAUUAGUGCCACCACCACCACCAACAGAUGUGCCUGUAGUCAAAGAAAUAAUUCACUGCAAAAGCUGCACACUUUUCCCUCCAAACCCAAAUCUUCCACCACCUUCAACAAGAGAGAGACCUCCUGGGUGUAAAACAGUGUUUGUUGGAGGAUUACCAGAAAACGCAACGGAGGAAAUUAUUCAGGAAGUCUUUGAGCAGUGUGGAGAUAUAACAGCAAUUCGGAAAAGCAAGAAGAAUUUUUGUCACAUUCGUUUUGCAGAGGAGUUCAUGGUUGAUAAAGCCAUUUACCUUUCUGGUUACCGCAUGAGAUUAGGAUCUAGCACAGACAAAAAGGAUUCAGGUCGCCUUCAUGUUGAUUUUGCUCAGGCAAGAGAUGACUUUUAUGAAUGGGAAUGCAAACAAAGAAUGUUGGCCAGAGAGGAACGCCACAGACGCAAAAUGGAAGAAGACAGACUGCGCCCUCCUUCUCCUCCAGCAAUAAUGCAUUAUUCUGAACAUGAAGCUGCUUUGCUGGCUGAAAAAUUGAAAGAUGAUAGCAAGUUUUCAGAGGCCAUCACAGUGCUGCUUACCUGGAUCGAGCGAGGUGAGGUGAAUCGGCGCUCUGCAAACCAGUUUUAUUCAAUGGUGCAGUCGGCCAACAGCCACGUCCGCCGCCUGAUGAAUGAAAAGGCUGCUCAUGAGCAAGAAAUGGAGCAAGCCAAGGAGAGUUUCAAAAAUGCCUUAACAGGGAUCCUCACGCAAUUUGAGCAGAUUGUCGCCGUUUUCAACGCUUCUACCAGACAAAAAGCUUGGGACCAUUUCUCGAAAGCCCAGCGAAAGAACAUAGACAUAUGGCGAAAGCAUUCUGAGGAGCUCCGAAAUGCUCACAGUGAACAGCUCAUGGGAAUCCGCCGGGAAGAGGAGAUGGAAAUGUCUGAUGAUGACAGUGGUGACAAUCCCAGUAAAAAGCUCAGAGUAGAUGAUUCAGCUCUAGCCGCCCAAGCGUAUGCACUAAAGGAAGAGAACGACAGUCUGCGAUGGCAGCUGGAUGCUUAUAGGAAUGAAGUGGAGCUCCUGAAACAGGAGAAAGGACAGCUCUUUCGAACAGAAGAAAGCCUUACAAAGGACCAGCAGCUGCAGUUCCUGCAGCAGACAAUGCAAGGCAUGCAGCAGCAAUUACUGAGCAUACAGGAAGAAUUAAACAACAAAAAGUCUGAACUGGAACAAGCCAAGGAAGAGCAAACACAUACUCAAGCAAUGCUUAAAGUCUUGCAGGAACAGUUAAAAAGCACCAAGGAAUUAGCAGAAAUCAAUGGGCAUGAUGAAUCUCAGGCAAAUGAAAUCAAUGUAUUGACAGUAGCAUUGGUCAAUCAAGACAGAGAAAAAAAUUCAGAGAAACGAAGCCCGGGUCUAAAAUCAGAGAAAGAGGCACUACUAAUAGGUAUCAUAUCUACAUUUCUUCACGUCCACCCUUUUGGAGCCAAUAUAGAAUAUCUUUGGUCUUACAUGCAGCAGCUGGACUCCAGGAUCUCUGCAAAUGAGAUAGAAAUGCUUUUGAUGAGACUGCCACGCAUGUUUAAACAAGAAUUUACUGGUGUAGGAGCAACACUGGAAAAGAGGUGGAAGUUUUGUGCCUUUGAAGGAAUUAAAACUAUCUGA
Indicator indicator is the source of this 1878-nucleotide messenger RNA. RefSeq names its product ecto-NOX disulfide-thiol exchanger 1 (gene ENOX1). The transcript has 14 exons. The record is from RefSeq and is a predicted model, not a curated record. Gene Ontology annotation, cellular component: plasma membrane; external side of plasma membrane. NCBI's taxonomy places the organism in Eukaryota, Metazoa, Chordata, Aves, Piciformes, Indicatoridae. Gene Ontology annotation, biological process: ultradian rhythm. Gene Ontology annotation, molecular function: protein-disulfide reductase activity; RNA binding. Bases 7 to 1878 code for a protein of 623 amino acids.